Molecule: messenger RNA, 1360 nt
Organism: Helobdella robusta
Lineage: Eukaryota; Metazoa; Annelida; Clitellata; Rhynchobdellida; Glossiphoniidae
Exons: 2
Coding region: 554-1360 (268 amino acids)
Biological process (GO): ubiquitin-dependent protein catabolic process
Cellular component (GO): cytoplasm
Molecular function (GO): ubiquitin protein ligase activity
Source: RefSeq, a predicted model, not a curated record
UGGCGGAGAAAAUGUUGUCGGAAGUAAUUUUAAAAAAUUAAGAUUUGUGAUUCAAGUUUAAUGAAAAAAAUUUGCGAAUUGAAUAUAAUAAAACUAUUUAAAACCGAAGUGUAAUAACUAAAUUUAUAAAAAUAAUUUUACUGCAGCAAAAUAUUAUUUCUGUAUGUUUAUUUUUUUAUUUGAAAUUAACCUCUUGAACGCGUAACUUUGUAAAAAUUUUACGGGUUCUUAUUUUUCAAUAUCUCAAUUUGAAAACUUUUUGCUAAAUUUGAACAAAUAUUAUCAGGUUAAUUUAUCGUAAAAAAAUUAAUUUAUAGUUAGUAGGUAUUAAAAAUAAAAUAAAUAACCAACUCUUUUUGUGAGGUUAUAAAAGUUGUAAAAUGCCUGAUAACACAGCUCAAAGGCCUUCGUGACUUAGCAAACCAUUGUAAAACGCUUUAUGAGAAGUUGUUGGAAGAGUUGAAUGAGUCAACUACUCAACCAAAUCUGUCAAAUUAAAAGUUUUGUACUUUAAUGAAAGCUGACACCUCAUUAUAGUCUCAAUCAGUUUCAGAUGGAUUUUUUCUACAGUACACAUUUUGUGGAGCGUCUGAAAAAGAAAAUUAAAUCAAACACCGAUGACUACUUGGAAUACCAGCUGAAACAAAAGCUAAAACGCUACAGAAAAUUUCUCAAUAAGAAUAUGAAGGAAUACAAUUUGACGAAGGAGGAAAUUAAAAUGCUUCCGAUCAUAAUUCUCUUAGAGAGACAGACGUUACUUCAUCUUGAACAGUGCAUCAUUGGAGACGAAAUAAACAAAGAAAGCGAGAGUUCGUACUUGAGUCGCAUUCGUACUCUUCCAGUCGACAUCCAAUACCAACUGAUGAAAGAUAUGCAGGAUUAUGAAUUCGAUAAAUGUGAGGAACAUCAGACGCAACUUUCCCUGCGUGAUGCAUUAAGCAGCCAGUACGUCUAUGAAAUUAGAUUAGAAGGCAUCCGCCGAUUAAUUAUAGACGUUGAAGAUUCAUAUUUCUUAAACUUAGCCAAGAACAGGAGAUACCGUCUGCCAUACAUUAAAGGAAAAUUUUUGCAUGACGACUGUGGAAUAUGUAAAGAGAAAUUUGUUGAAGGACGUUUUAUACAUGAAUUGAAUUGUAACCAUGCUUUUCAUUUUAAUUGCAUUGAUUUGUGGUUGAAAAUGGGAGGAAAGAACUCCUGUCCCUAUUGCCGACAGAAGGUUGUGUACGGUGUAAAAUUGGCAAAAAGUUAUGAAACGUAUUUCGAUAAGUCAGGUGGGGAUCUCUUUGAAGUUGAACCCGGACACUGCAUCAGCAAUGCCAGGCACCUUAACCAUUACACAAUUGCGCCGCCCAAACUUUAG